AGCAGGGGUGAGACGAAGCCCAUAAAGGUGUCAGCUUCUCUUCUAUUCCAUUUGGUUUCCUCCUCAUUCCCCUCUAUAAAAAAAAAUCUCUUGCACAUCGUCAUCUGAUCCUUCCUUGCAAAAGAGAAAUCUUUUUUCUGCCCUCUGCUAUUUCGCCAUUUCUGUUCGUCCCAUCAGACGAAAUCCCCAUCCCCCCAACCGGGUGUGCGUCACUGAACAAGAACACGACCGAUUCCUGUUCCCUAGAUCUGCGUGGAGGCGGCGAGGAGCCUGAAUCCGGCAAAAGGGUUCGAGGUUGGUUGGCCGGAGCGCACGAGCCCGCCGUCAAAAACCCAAUCUUGCGGCCGUGCGCCGCCGCCGCCGUCCUGCGGUGACAAGGAGCAGGCAAGGUCGGCGGAGAUGGUGCCGUGGGAAGGGUACGCGAGCGACGAGACGAUGGGCACCUUCGCGCCCAUCGUGCUCUACUGGGUGUACGCCGGCGGCUACCAGCUGAUCCUGCACCGCCGGCCGCUCGAGCGGUACAGACUCCACACGCGGGCUGAGGAGGAGGAGAAGAACCUCGUCAGCCUCCCCGCCGUCGUCCGGGGCGUGCUCCUGCAGCAGCUCGUGCAGGCCAUCGUCGCGAUGAUCCUGUUCAUGGUCACUUCGGAUAGCUCAGUAACUGUAGUUCAGCCACCUAUCGUCGUUCAGAUCUUUCAGUUUUUAAUCGCAAUGCUCGUGAUGGAUUCAUGGCAAUAUUUUGUGCAUCGCUACAUGCACCAAAACAAGUUCCUCUACCGGCACAUCCACUCUCAGCAUCAUCGUCUCAUUGUUCCAUAUGCAAUUGGGGCUCUCUACAACCAUCCAUUGGAGGGGCUACUUUUGGACACCUUAGGUGGUGCCAUCUCCUUCUUGGUAUCUGGUAUGACACCAAGAACGGCCGUGUUCUUCUUCUGUUUUGCUGUCCUCAAGACAGUCGACGAUCACUGUGGACUUUGGUUGCCCUACAACAUCUUCCAGAACUUGUUUCAAAAUAAUACCGCCUAUCAUGACAUCCACCAUCAGCUCCAAGGAACAAAAUACAAUUACUCCCAGCCCUUCUUCUCAAUCUGGGACAGAAUACUCGGGACCCACAUGCCGUACAACUUAGUGAGCAGGAAGGAAGGUGGGUUCGAAGCAAGACCGUCGCGAGACUAGCUUGAGCUCAAUGCAAGUGUACAGAUCUCCGGUGAAAGAGUAAGAUAUAAUGUUGGGCCUCCCUUUCACAUGAUUAUUAGAAGCUCACAGGGGCCCCAUCUAACUUCUAAGAUGAUGAAACGGCAAACAGUACCAGCGCUUCUUUCGGCAUCUUGGUCCAAUCCAUAUGUUGCUUGGGUAAUGGGAAGAGACUGAAGCUUGCAUCACAUGUUAUUCGCCUGCAGUUCUUCUAGUUGGAGGGUCCACUUCAAAGUUCAAAGCUGGGAAUGCGUGUGACACUGUGUGGUUUGUAUGCAUGGUUUUAGCUGUCAUGGUUCCCUUUUAUUUUUCUUUUUGUGCAGAGCUUCUAUUACAUUGAUGUGCAGAUAGUGUAUUUGAAAAAUCACACUUCUGUAUGUACCCAAUUAUUCGUGUAAUUUAAUCUCUGGGCAUGACGGGUCUGACUUCUGUACUCAUA
Messenger RNA from Setaria italica (foxtail millet), 1633 nucleotides. Its product is annotated as sphinganine C4-monooxygenase 1. The transcript has 2 exons. Gene Ontology annotation, molecular function: oxidoreductase activity; iron ion binding. NCBI's taxonomy places the organism in Eukaryota, Viridiplantae, Streptophyta, Magnoliopsida, Poales, Poaceae. Gene Ontology annotation, biological process: lipid biosynthetic process. Bases 400 to 1176 code for a protein of 258 amino acids. The record is from RefSeq and is a predicted model, not a curated record.